Artibeus jamaicensis (Jamaican fruit-eating bat) is the source of this 2752-nucleotide messenger RNA. RefSeq names its product transmembrane protein 265 (gene TMEM265). The record is from RefSeq and is a predicted model, not a curated record. Gene Ontology annotation, cellular component: membrane. The transcript has 3 exons. Lineage: Eukaryota; Metazoa; Chordata; Mammalia; Chiroptera; Phyllostomidae. The coding region runs from base 496 to 825 and encodes 109 amino acids.
UCUUAGUACAUCAUUUCUGACCCAUAUUUAUAUAUCUUUAAGAUAGAGAUCACCUAAGAAGAGGGAAGAUUCGGUAAAUGUUGUCUCUUGGUUGGGUGCUUUUCCCUAAAAUUUACAGUCACUCAUAGAGUCAUGGUUUUCCUCUCCCUUCUCUUAGUUCCUGGACUUUCCCUCAGAGUUCUCUGAUGCCUUAGAGUUUUCCCUGCUUUUAUUUCCCUUUCUCAGGUGCUUUUACUAUUUUCCCAGAAGGCAGGCAUCACUACCUUGAGUUGCUUCCAUUGUUUUCCAUCCUUUGGUUUCCUCCAUCUAGCCAAACUGGUUUGAGUCAGCUACACCCCCAUAUGAGCUCCUGGGGCUCUUCAGGUGGUGGCUGGCCACCCAACCCCACCCCUGGGCUUGGCUUGAAGCUCUGAGUCAGUUCCAUCUCUACCCGAGCCAAAUCAAACCUGAGGCAGAAGCUGAAACUCACAGUACCUCAAGGCCUAUAGCCAGGUGAUGGAGGACGAGGAGAAUGCAGUGGAAAUCUUGGUGAGCAACAUGGAAGCUGCUCAUUCUCCAUCCCCCAUUCGCUGCUGCUGGCUCCGCCUCCGCUACUUGGCAGCUACUAGCAUUAUCUGUGGCUGCUCUUGCCUGGGAGUCAUGGCCCUUGUGUUUGCCAUCAAGGCGGAAGAGCGGCUUAAGGCAGGCCAGUCCGAGGAAGCCGUGCACUGGGGGGCCCGGGCCCGGAGGUUCAUCCUGGCCAGCUUUGCCGUCUGGCUUGCCAUCCUCAUUAUGGGCCCCCUGCUUCUGUGGCUGCUCUCUUACGCCAUUGCUCAAGCUGAGUGACUCUGGGUGGCCUCUGCUGAGAGUCAGCCGGGACCUCCCGGAUCCUGCAAUGUGACAUUGCUGGAGUCCAGUGCCAGCAGUGGUCCUUCCUGGCUGGAGGAUGGUGCCUCUCUCAAAGGGCUUUUUGGAAGAGCUCUUCUAGCCCUUUAUAAGAGGAGGCAGCAGCUGAGACUGAUGAGGGGAGGUCAGCCUGUUCUGUUUUUUCAGUGUUCAUCAUUCCCUGUUCUCCCUCAACUUACCUAAUCCUAGCUGCCUCUACCCAGAGGUGGGGUUGAAGACCAGGCCUGAUUUUAUUAGAAUUUGUUUUGUAAUAAAAAUCUUUUUUUAGUGGUGAACUGCUGCUCCUGUCUACUUGUUCUUUGUUUACUUUUCUCUGGACCUUGGUGAGACCCAGAGUGGACAUCUGACUCACAGUAGAAGUCUGCAUUUUUUCCUUACCCAGUUGCUCCUUGAGAAGGAAAGAUUUUUUUUCCUUCUUCUGGAAAUACCUCUUUUUAGAAAGACUCCAGCUUCUCCCUUACAUCCGAACAGAGACCCUGAGACCAUAGAACAAGAGUAGUAGCACCAGUUACUAUUUAUUGAGUGCUUGAUAUAUCCCAGGUUUUCUGAACACCUGGGAUAGGUGUGCUCUAAAAAUAAAAUUAAAUAAAUAAAUACUUUAUAUUUUUUAAUUCCUUCAGUUCUCACAGUCACUCAGUAAGUAAUAAGUGCCACUGUUCUCAUUUUAUAGUUGAGGAAACAGGCACAGAUUAUAAGGUCAUACAGCUAGCAAGAGGCAGAGCUGGGAUUGAACCCAGACAGUUUGGUUCCAGAGUUGAGAGAGGAGUGAAAGGAUUAGAUAUAGCAACCAUUACCCUCUAUAUGGAGAUGUCUAUGAUUAUAGUGAAUUUCCAUACCCUUUAUCUUGGGCAUAAUGAUAAUAUUUUAAACAUUUUAAAAAUGAGAUAUAUCACACAUACAGGAAAAUAUCCAAAACAAGUACACAGCUGAAUAAGUUAACACAGAGCAAACAUCUGAAAAGCCAUCAUUGAGUUCAGAAACUGAACAUUGUCAGCACUCCAAAUCCUCCUUAAUAUGCCUCCUACUCACUAUUUACUUUGUUUGAGCAGGUAACUAUCAUCCUGACUUCAAACAAUGUAGUUUAGUUUUGCCUGCAUUUGAAUGUUUUAUACAUGGAUUAAUAUGUAUUCUUUUUAUGUCUGGCUUCUUAAUGUUCUUUGUGAUAGUCAUCAAUCUUUGAUGUAACUAUACUUUUCAUUACUAUGUAGUAUUCCAUUACACGAAUAUAUAUCCAUUUUAUGUUGGUGGAUUUGGGGGAUGCAGUUUGGGGAUAUCAUGAAUCAUUCUGCUGUGGAUAUUCUUUCUGGCACAUGUCUCUUGAAGUAUGUGUGCCCUGGGAGUGGAAUUUUUGGGUUAUUUUAUCAUAAUUCAGAGACCAGCAGAGCACCUAAAAGAUUUAGAGAUACUGCAAACUGAAGACAGAAGAUUAAAAGGGAAGGAGAAGCAUCUGAUGGUUGUCUUCAGUGUUUCAAUGUGCUCCAAGAAGGAAAAAGUGAAGAGAAUUCAUUGUUGGUUUCAGAGUUUAGAAUGACACCAUAGGUAGAGGCCAGGCUUAUGGCAGCAGUUCUCAACCCUGAACCAUGUGGGGAACUUUAAGAAGUACUUAUGUUUGGGCUUUACCUUUAGAGAUUCUGAUGUAAUUGGUGUGAGAUCCUGCAUGGUCCUCAGGAUAAUACAUUUUAGAGAGAUUUUUACAGAAACUUUAAGAAGCUGAUAUUUGAUUAAUCAGCAUCUUCAGUUUGCUAGAAAAGAAUAUCUCAUUUCCUCAAACUGAUUGAGGUCUUGCUAAUUUUUAACUGCUUUGAAAAAAAUUUCAAACCUACAGAACAAUAAAAGAAGAGCAUAAUGAACUCAUGUGUACUGUUCA